GGCCAUCAUGUGAUUGGGCAGGUCUUGGUGCCUAUCAGUGUAAACACAUGGCACAACCUGUCCCAUGCCCCUGCUUAUCUCCUUUGGGGAGAAGGGGUUGAGGUAUUUUGAGCAAAUCUCAUUGGUAAACUUGUGUAUGCAUUGCUUUUUUUUUUUUUUUUAAGAAACAUUUCCUUUCAGUUUUAGCCAUAUAACUGUGUCUGCAAGCAGUUUGUACUCAGUUUGUCAAGAGAGCAGCUUUCUGUUUUGAUUAUACACCUUCAUCUCUGAAAAAAGACAUGCUAGUUAAAUUUCAAGAUGUUUUACUUAGAAGAUGAUAAGGAAGAUGAGGAGGUUUGUAAAGGCUCAUUAAAUAAAACUCAAGAUAUUUACCAUGACAAGUCCCCUCCUGGUAUCCUGUCUCAAACCAUGAAUUAUGUGGGACAGCUGGCUGGGCAGGUGAUUGUCACUGUGAAGGAACUCUACAAGGGCAUUAACCAGGCCACCCUCUCUGGGUGCAUCGAUGUCAUCGUGGUACAGCAGCAGGAUGGCAGCUAUCAGUGUUCGCCUUUUCAUGUUCGGUUUGGAAAGCUGGGAGUCCUGAGAUCCAAAGAGAAAGUGAUUGAUAUAGAAAUCAAUGGCAAUGCAGUGGAUCUUCACAUGAAGUUGGGUGACAACGGAGAAGCUUUCUUUGUUGAGGAGACUGAAGAAGAAUAUGAAAAGCUUCCUGCUUACCUUGCCACCUCACCAAUUCCUACUGAAGAUCAGUUCUUUAAAGAUAUUGACACCCCUUUGGUGAAAUCGGGUAGAGAUGAAACACCAUCUCAGAGUUCAGACAUCUCACACGCCUUGGAAACAGAGACAAUUUUUACUCCAAGUUCUGUGAAAAAGAAAAAACGAAGGAGAAAGAAAUACAAACAGGACAGUAAGAAGGAAGAGCAGGCCGCCUCUCCUGCUGCAGAAGACACAUGUGAUGUAGGCUUGAGCUCCGACGAUGACAAGGGGGCCCAGGCAGCACGAGGAUCUUCAAAUGCUUCCUUGAAAGAAGAGGAAUGUAAAGAGCCUUUACUCUUCCAUUCUGGGGAUCAUUACCCCUUAUCUGACGGAGAUUGGUCCCCUUUAGAGACCACCUAUCCCCAGACAGCGUGUCCUAAGAGUGAUUCAGAGCUGGAGGUGAAACCUGCUGAGAGCCUGCUCAGAUCAGAGUCUCACAUGGAGUGGACGUGGGGCGGAUUCCCAGAGUCCACCAAGGUCAGCAAAAGAGAACGAUCUGACCAUCAUCCUAGGACAGCUACAAUUACACCAUCAGAAAAUACUCAUUUUCGGGUAAUUCCCAGUGAGGACAACCUCAUAAGUGAAGUUGAGAAGGAUGCUUCCAUGGAAGACACUGUCUGUACCAUAGUGAAGCCCAAACCCAGAGCCCUGGGUACACAGAUGAGCGACCCAACGUCUGUGGCAGAGCUUCUCGAACCUCCUCUUGAGAGUACUCAGAUUUCAUCUAUGUUAGAUGCAGACCACCUUCCCAACCCAGCCUUAGCGGAGGCACCCUCAGAAUCCAAACCGGCAGCUAAAGUAGACUCGCCAUCAAAGAAGAAAGGUGUUCACAAAAGAAGCCAACACCAGGGACCUGAUGAUAUUUACCUUGAUGACUUAAAGGGUCUAGAACCUGAAGUUGCAGCUCUUUAUUUCCCUAAAAGUGAAUCGGAGCCCAGCUCCAGGCAGUGGCCUGAGUCUGACACACUCUCUGGCUCCCAGUCCCCACAGUCCGUGGGAAGCGCAGCUGCAGAUAGCGGCACUGAGUGCCUCUCAGAUUCUGCCAUGGACUUGCCUGACGUUACCCUCUCCCUUUGCGGGGGCCUCAGUGAAAAUGGAGAAAUUUCGAAAGAAAAAUUCAUGGAGCAUAUCAUUACUUAUCACGAAUUUGCAGAAAACCCUGGACUUAUAGACAAUCCUAACCUUGUAAUAAGGAUAUACAAUCGUUACUAUAACUGGGCUUUGGCAGCUCCCAUGAUCCUUAGCUUGCAAGUAUUCCAGAAGAGCUUGCCUAAGGCCACAGUUGAGUCCUGGGUCAAAGACAAGAUGCCAAAGAAAUCUGGUCGCUGGUGGUUUUGGCGAAAGAGAGAAAGCAUGACCAAACAGCUGCCAGAAUCCAAGGAGGGAAAAUCUGAGGCACCGCCAGCCAGUGACCUGCCAUCCAGCUCCAAGGAGCCGGCCAGUGCCAGGCCGGCUGAGAAUGACUCCUCUAGUGAUGAGGGGUCACAGGAGCUCGAAGAAUCCAUCACAGUGGACCCCAUCCCCACAGAGCCCCUGAGCCACGGCAGCACAACUUCAUAUAAGAAGUCUCUGCGCCUCUCCUCAGACCAGAUCGCAAAACUGAAGCUCCAUGAUGGCCCAAAUGAUGUUGUGUUUAGUAUUACAACCCAGUAUCAAGGCACCUGUCGCUGUGCAGGGACCAUUUACCUGUGGAACUGGAAUGACAAGAUCAUCAUUUCUGAUAUUGAUGGGACAAUAACCAAGUCGGAUGCUUUGGGACAGAUUCUCCCACAGCUGGGCAAAGACUGGACUCACCAGGGUAUAGCAAAGCUCUACCAUUCCAUCAAUGAGAACGGCUACAAGUUUCUGUACUGCUCGGCCCGUGCCAUUGGCAUGGCUGACAUGACCCGUGGCUACCUGCACUGGGUCAAUGACAAGGGCACAAUCUUGCCCCGGGGCCCCCUGAUGCUGUCCCCCAGCAGCUUGUUCUCCGCCUUCCACAGAGAAGUGAUAGAAAAGAAACCAGAGAAGUUCAAAAUUGAGUGUCUAAAUGAUAUCAAGAAUCUGUUUGCCCCGUCCAAGCAGCCCUUCUAUGCUGCCUUUGGAAACCGUCCAAAUGAUGUCUAUGCCUACACACAAGUUGGAGUUCCAGACUGUAGAAUAUUCACCGUGAACCCCAAGGGUGAAUUAAUACAAGAAAGAACCAAAGGAAACAAGUCAUCGUAUCACAGGCUGAGUGAGCUCGUGGAGCAUGUGUUCCCCCUUCUCAGUAAGGAGCAGAAUUCCGCUUUUCCCUGCCCGGAGUUCAGCUCCUUCUGCUACUGGCGAGACCCGAUCCCUGAAGUGGACCUGGAUGACCUGUCUUGAGGUGGCACCUCAGUGGGUGGGCAGGGCUUGGUCCCCCUCCCAACAGCAAGGGAAGGCAGCUGGCUCUUCUGCUGACCUCAGAUACCAGCCUUCCCCAGCAGGGACAGGUGCUCCUGGAGCUGGUCCCGCCAUCCUCCUUUGCUUUCCCAGGCCGGCUGCUCAGGCUCGGCAGGUCUGCACCUCAGCUCCUGGAAGGAGAAGGGAGGAACUGGGCGUGGGGCUGGAGGCCUGGGAUCCCUCCUUCGUGGGUCACACACGUUUGCUGCUGUGAGCUGGGGGCUCCUUCCAUUGCAUCAUUUUAAAGGGAGAAAAAAGCAGCUAAAAAAGAGUGGACCAAAACACUGCACACAGUGAAGUGUUCCAGUUUCCACUGGGCAGUUGAGGUGGCUUCUGUAACCAGGGCUGUCUUCAGAUGUCAGGGUCCCUGAAGCGCUGCGGGCCCAGUCAGUGAUGCUGGCUGAAGCUGCCUGUGCACGUUUCUUCUCUGGGCACCUCAUUUCCCGCUACACUGAAGGGGUCAACUGCUCCAGUGGGCCAAGUUGGGCACGACCCCUGCCCCCGCAGGGCCCAUGCACCAGAGCCACUGAGCCCAGUCCCAUAAACCUGGCCCUCUUUGGGGAAAGAUCCCCACAGAGCAUCCUCCUCUCAUCUGUGACAACUCCACAAGCCCUUAAUUUCUUAGACCUCACCAGAAGAACAGGUCUCACAAGUAUAUAUUUGAUGUCUGUAAUAAAAGUGGGAAGGUGGGUCUUAAAACAGACCAAACCCCGCCCUGCCCCCAACAACUCUGCUUUUAGGGAGGCCUCAGAAAUGCAGAUAGGCGGUUGAGUGGGGUCCUGGGAAGAGCGCUGGAUCCCUCUUCUUGCUGCCUGGUGUGGGCCUUUGGAAAGCGUCUUGCCUUGGAACAGGAUUUCUAAAAUUCUGUGAUUCAGAUUUUCAGGGAAGUACAGUGAAGCUUGCUUAAAGGCACUGGCUAGCAGUGUGUGACUUUGGCUUUUGGAAUCACACCCUGUAAUCAGGCCCGUGGAAGCAGUGUCAAAGAGGGGUCUCGGAGCUCCUAUGGAGCAGACUGCCCCCCCCCGCCCCCCACCCCAAGCAGUGUCCCCAGCCUAGCCCUGUGAGACCCCAUGGGGACACGGGUGCCUAUGUAUUUUCACUAAAAUGUACAUGGUAGCUCCAUUUACUGAUGUGGUUGUAAUGAACUCACAUCAUGUCUGAAGAGAUGGCACCAGGGAAAGGUGUGCCAUAAGCUGCUGCAGAGCUUUUGGUAUGCUGAGUGUUGACAGAGCUGCACUGUUAACAUUGAGAGAACCGUCAGGAGCCCAGAACCAACCCCAGGUCUUGGUCUUCAUUGGCGAGAACACAGGACGUGGUGGUUCCUGAGCAGAGAGGGAUCUGCAGAUACAGGCUUGGUGCGCGGGGUGGUCUCAUGGCCAACUCUUCAUGCCCCUGCCAUUGUAGUGGAACCUCUACAUGUUUUAGUUUGCUUCACCUAAAAUAAUGCUGAUCUAGAGAUAGAGAAAUAGGGGUGGUUAUUUUUCCAGAUUGGAGAGUUGAAAGUCCCUGACUGAUUUCAGCCGUUUUUCCUAGUGCUGUCGGAUGCAGAGACAAUGUUGAAAUCCCCUAAACACAGUUCUCAGUGGCAAAACCUAGGAAGGCUCAUUCAUGUUCCCAGAGAAGGGACCACAUGAGCCUUCUCCCGAGCGAAGCUUCCCCCAGCUUAAAUAGUUCAUAAGGACUAAUUCUUUAAUGAGUUUCUUUAUCUACAGUAGGUUAGGGAUCUUGGGUUCUGUUUAUAUGAAGUUCUACCUAGUUUGUGAAUUCUAAUACAGCAGCCGUGCAGCCACCUUAUUUCAUAGAUGCCAUCUGUGUGUCCUCUUGACUGCCUUCUAUUUAGAGGAAGAAUGAGAGCUUUAUGUGUUUAACUGAGCUUAUAGUAGGACUUCUUUGCAUAUGUAUGGUACUGAAAAAUCUUAGUAUACAUCUUUAAUCCUUUUUAGGUUGUCCUUUAAAGAGUUUUUGACUAGUUUCUUUUUCUUGACAGCUCUUCUCUUUGGACACAUGGGCCUUCUUAGAGGGUUCAGUCUAGGACCCGGCUCUCCUGGCCCUGUGUUGAGGGUAGCUGCUCCCUCUGUCCCUGUGUCUGCUUGCACUAGACUUUGUUGCUGCAGAUUGAUCCAGUGGGUACAUAGGCUAAUUAAUGUGAGUGUUUUGCCUUGUUUAAAGGAGUCCCUCUUGCUGAAAGUAGAUGAUUACUAUUGCUGUAGUGUUAGGAAAGUAUUAAGUUUGUGCUGAAAAUCCAUUGCCAUUUGGUACAAAUGACAUUUGUUCUUUCUGUGAAAGAGAUGCCCUCGAGUGUGUUUGUACACAAACCCUUAGGAUGGUGAGUUGAAGCAUCACCCUCGCACUAUCUUCAGUGACGGGUGACGGCUCAGGGAGAUGGCAGGCAGAUUGGGCUCCAAGUCAUUAUUCUCUCAGUUACUGCAUUGGUGAAAUGGCCCUUUCCCUCUUUGCAGUUCAGUCUAAGUCUCGUAUUUGCUUUGCUGUCUGUGUGCUGAAGCUCGUCCUGUGUGAGUUGCUGUCUGCCUCUUGUCAGGCUGUGAGGUGCUCGUGUAGACCUGGAGCAUGCAGGCUGCCUCCGUUUUUGGGUACUGUGUUGUGUUUUGCUCUAAAAACAUCUGCAUAGUUUUCAACUGGAAAAAGAAAAAACUUAAAAAUGGGGUGUCCUAAAAUGAAAGCUGCUCAAAGUCACAGAACAACCGAGGGACAAAGGAGAUUGGAUGACUGGGAAGCGCUGGCCCGGAACAGCCCCUGCAACUGUGGGGCCUGCACACAGCCCUUCCACAGUUGGCACUGUGCGUGCAGGCCAGCCCUUUAAAGAAUAAACAAGGAAGUUGGCUCUUUCACUUUUUACAAGUUGGAAAAAACAGACUUCCAGGGAAUUUCAUCUUUUUAUCAUCCUAUGAUGUUUUCCCAUGUUUUAGAGCUUCCAGGGUUUAAUAAAACUGGUUAAAAAUUGGGUCUUUCCCUGAAGUAAGUGUUCUUUCCAGGUGAAAACUACUCUCUUGGUUUUGUUUGAAAGUAAGAAAGGGAGGGGAAACUUUGCUCUUUUAAUAAUUAUGUUCAGCCUAUGAUGAAGUAUUUGAUUAUUAGACAGCAAUGUCACUAAUAAGUUGUAAGUUGUCCAAAGUUAAUUGUAAACAUCAGUACAGUACUCUUAGUUACAGUAAAGCAAUUGUCGCAAGAUGAAUGGCUAAUAUUUUGGUGCAGUGUUUGAUGUUCAAAACAAAAUGUUACAACAAUAAACGAACAUAAACUGAA
Messenger RNA from Symphalangus syndactylus (siamang), 6420 nucleotides. RefSeq names its product lipin 2 (gene LPIN2). Gene Ontology annotation, cellular component: endoplasmic reticulum membrane; nucleus; cytosol. NCBI's taxonomy places the organism in Eukaryota, Metazoa, Chordata, Mammalia, Primates, Hylobatidae. The record is from RefSeq and is a predicted model, not a curated record. Gene Ontology annotation, biological process: triglyceride biosynthetic process; positive regulation of transcription by RNA polymerase II; cellular response to insulin stimulus. Gene Ontology annotation, molecular function: transcription coactivator activity; phosphatidate phosphatase activity.